Molecule: messenger RNA, 4166 nt
Organism: Phacochoerus africanus (Common warthog)
Lineage: Eukaryota; Metazoa; Chordata; Mammalia; Artiodactyla; Suidae
Gene: EMC1
Product: ER membrane protein complex subunit 1
Exons: 24
Coding region: 36-3035 (999 amino acids)
Biological process (GO): protein folding in endoplasmic reticulum
Cellular component (GO): EMC complex
Molecular function (GO): protein binding
Source: RefSeq, a predicted model, not a curated record
CCGGGCCGGCGGUGGGCGGGGCCCGGGCUCCUAUCAUGGCGGCGGCGGUGGCGGCGGCUGCUUCCCCAUUCUGGCUGUGGGCCGCCCUGCUUAUCCCUGCGGCCGCGGUCUACGAAGACCAAGUGGGCAAGUUUGACUGGAGACAGCAGUAUGUUGGGAAGCUCAAGUUUGCCUCCUUGGAAUUUUCCCCCGGAUCCAAGAAGUUAGUUGUGGCCACAGAGAAGAAUGUGAUUGCAGCACUGAAUUCUCGGACAGGGGAGAUCUUGUGGCGCCAUGUGGACAAGGGCACAGCGGAAGGGGCAGUGGACGCCAUGCUGCUCUACGGACAAGAUGCAAUCACUGUGUCCAAUGGAGGCCGGAUCAUGCGCUCCUGGGAGACUAACAUCGGGGGACUGAACUGGGAGAUGACCUUGGACAGCGGCAGUUUCCAGGCGCUUGGGCUGGUAGGCCUCCAGGAGUCGGUGAGGUACGUUGCAGUCCUGAAGAAAACCACUCUUGCCCUUCAUCACCUCUCCAGUGGGCACCUCAAGUGGGCAGAACAUCUCCCAGAAAGUGACAACAUCCACUACCAGAUGGUGUAUUCCUAUGGCUCUGGGGUAGUGUGGGCCCUCGGAGUCGUUCCCUUCAGCCACGUGAACAUUGUCAAGUUUAACGUGGAGGAUGGAGAGAUUGUUCAGCAGGUCAGAGUGUCGACUCCCUGGCUGCAAAGUCUCACUGGAGCCUGUGGUGUGGUGGAUGAGGCUGUCCUGGUGUGCCCUGACCCCAGCUCACGGUCCCUCCAGACCUUGGCCCUGGAGACAGAGUGGGAGUUGAGGCAGAUCCCCCUGCAGUCUCUUGACCUAGAAUUUGCAAGUGGAUUCCAGCCCCGGGUCCUGCCGACACAGCCCAACCCCGUGGAUCCUUCUCGAGCCCAGUUCUUCCUACAGUUGUCCCCGAGCCACUAUGCUCUGCUGCACCACCACCACGGGGUCCUGAGUCUGCUCAAAAACUUCCCGCAGACUGCCCUAGUGAGCUUUGCCACCACUGGGGAGAAGACGGUGGCCGCAGUCAUGACCUGCCGGAAUGAGGUGCAGAAGCCUAGCAGUUCUGAAGAUGGGUCAAUGGGGAGCUUCUCAGAGAAGUCCAGUGCACAGGACUCGCUGGCUUGCUUCAACCAGAGCUACACCAUCAACCUCUACUUGGUGGAGACGGGUCGGCGGCUGCUCGACACCACGAUCACCUUCAGCCUGGAACAGAACGGCACCCGGCCGGAGCGGCUGUACAUCCAGGUCUUCUUGAAGAAGGAUGACUCCGUGGGCUACCGGGCCUUGGUGCAGACGGAGGACCACCUGCUGCUUUUCCUGCAGCAGCUGGCAGGGAGGGUGGUGCUUUGGAGCCGCGAGGAGUCCUUGGCCGAGGUGGUGUGCCUGGAGAUGGUGGACCUCCCCCUGACCGGGGCGCAGGCUGAGCUGGAAGGGGAAUUUGGCAAGAAGGCAGCAAUUCAAGACGGCUUGCUGGGCAUGUUCCUGAAACGCCUCUCGUCCCAGCUCAUCCUGCUGCAGGCAUGGACUUCCCACCUCUGGAAAAUGUUCUACGAUGCUCGGAAGCCCCGGAGUCAGAUUAAGAAUGAGAUCAACAUUGACACCCUGGCCAGAGACGAGUUCAACCUCCAGAAGAUGAUGGUGAUGGUGACGGCCUCAGGCAAGCUUUUUGGCAUCGAGAGCAGCUCUGGCACCAUCCUGUGGAAACAGUAUCUCCCUAACGUCAAGCCCGACUCCUCCUUUAAGCUGAUGGUCCAGAGGACAACUGCCCAUUUCCCCCACCCUCCUCAGUGCACUCUUCUGGUCAAGGACAAGGAGACGGGGAUGAGUUCGCUCUAUGUCUUCAACCCCAUUUUUGGGAAGUGGAGUCAGGUGGCCCCUCCAGUGCUGAAGCGCCCCAUCUUGCAGUCUUUGCUUCUCCCCAUCAUGGAUCAAGACUACGCCAAGGUGCUACUGUUGAUAGAUGACGAGUAUAAGGUCACUGCUUUCCCGGCCACUCGGAAUGUCCUGCGGCAGCUCCAUGAACUCGCCCCUUCCAUCUUCUUCUAUUUGGUGGAUGCGGAACAGGGACGGCUGUGUGGCUAUCGACUGCGAAAGGACCUCACCACUGAGCUGAGCUGGGAGCUGACUAUCCCCCCGGAGGUACAGCGCAUCGUCACGGUGAAGGGGAAGCGCAGCAGCGAGCACGUCCACUCCCAGGGCCGCGUGAUGGGGGACCGCAGCGUGCUCUACAAGAGCCUGAACCCCAACCUGCUGGCCGUGGUGACGGAGAGCACAGAUGUUCACCACGAACGCACUUUCAUCGGCAUCUUCCUCGUGGACGGCGUCACCGGGCGCAUCAUCCACUCGUCCGUGCAGAGGAAGGCCAGGGGCCCCGUCCACAUCGUGCACUCGGAGAACUGGGUGGUGUACCAGUACUGGAACACCAAGGCCCGGCGCAACGAGUUCACCGCGCUGGAGCUCUACGAGGGCACCGAGCAGUACAACGCCACCGCCUUCAGCUCCCUGGACCGCCCGCAGCUGCCCCAGGUGCUCCAGCAGUCCUACAUCUUCCCAUCCCCCAUCAGCGCCAUGGAGGCCACCAUCACGGAGCGGGGCAUCACCAGCCGCCACCUGCUGAUUGGGCUGCCUUCUGGAGCGAUUCUCUCCCUUCCUAAGGCCUUGCUGGAUCCCCGCCGCCCCGAGAUCCCAACAGAACAAAGCAGAGAGGAGAACCUGAUCCCAUAUUCUCCAGACGUACAGAUCCAUGCAGAGCGGUUCAUCAACUAUAACCAGACAGUUUCUCGAAUGAGAGGGAUCUACACAGCUCCCUCAGGCCUGGAGUCUACUUGUUUGGUGGUGGCCUACGGCUUGGACAUUUACCAGACUCGAGUCUACCCAUCCAAACAGUUUGACGUCCUGAAGGAUGACUACGACUACGUGCUCAUCAGCAGCGUCCUCUUUGGCCUGGUCUUUGCCACCAUGAUCACUAAGAGACUGGCCCAGGUGAAGCUCCUGAACCGUGCCUGGCGGUAGAGACCUGAGACCCACUGCCAGAGGCCAGAGAGGAGUGAGGGUCAGCUCAGAGGCUCCAGCUGCAGCUGACAUCACGGGGAGGAUGAGCCUUGGGCACUCAUCUUGGUUGAGAGUUGGGAGAAGAAGUUAGACUCUGGCGGAGACUCCUUUUGCGAUGCGUCUGAUGCGGCAUCAUCGGCGGGGGAUGAAGGCUGAACUGUCCCCCACCUGAGACCUCAAAGCAUCUUGGACUUUGCCUUGGAGCCCCAAGGCGAUUGCCCUGUUCCCUUUCUGUGCCCAUCCAUGAAUGCUGGUGUUUGAUAAGACCUCCAACAGAGUGUUCUGUGGAAGGCCUGUUUAAGUGGAUUUGGGUUUGCCUUCUAUUUCCCAGGUUGAUCUAGAAAUCUUUCUGAUUGUUUCCCUGCUCCCUGCUUCAAAGUCAGAAGGGAACUCUCACCGAUGACUCCGCCUUCUAGGGGAGAAAGAAGAUCUGUCCUUAGCUGAGGUUCGAGGACGGCUCCAGCCUCUCAUGGCUUCUCUCCAAAGGUCUACGAAUCUCUCUCUGGUGUCAGAACUUCUUUCACCUAAGCCUCCAGUUUCAGGUUCCCAUUCGCCCAGUCUUAGAUUCGGAUUAUCAAGAGCCAAGUAUGUUAUAGUGCCUUGGUUUGUUGGUCAGUGUCCAUGCAGCUGGGGCCUUGUAAACAGUGCUGAAUUAUGUGAACCUCGAAUUGGUUUCAAGGGAAGAAGGCAAAUCUCCCCAUUUCACAGUCCUCAGAAUCUCUCACUUCACCCAAAUCAGCUUCGAACCUAAUUAGAGAAGGUUGUCUUUAAGAACCUCCUUAUUUAUUUUUAGUUGUAAAUGAAUGUGUGGGUUACUGUAUUUUCUCUGAAAAACGAGCAGAUUUUAACUGAUCUUUACAAAAGGAAGGGAGAAAAGGGUAGGGGGAAGGAAACUGGCAUCUUGUGGCUGUCGCGUUGCUGACUGGCUGGGCUGUUGUCUCUGCUACAGACUAAAAGUGUCCUAAAGAGUUCCCUUGUUCAUGGAUUUGGGGAAUGAUGGGGGUUUUCUUUACUGGGAAGAAUGCAAUACACACAGACCCCUGUUGGAAGAGAAGUACAUUUACAUGUCUGAAUAAAGUGAGCGACAAAUGA